This is a messenger RNA of Epinephelus moara (kelp grouper), 6688 nucleotides long. It is a transcript of the gene znfx1, whose product is annotated as zinc finger, NFX1-type containing 1. Gene Ontology annotation, molecular function: helicase activity; zinc ion binding. Gene Ontology annotation, biological process: regulatory ncRNA-mediated heterochromatin formation. Gene Ontology annotation, cellular component: nuclear RNA-directed RNA polymerase complex; nucleus. The transcript has 19 exons. Lineage: Eukaryota; Metazoa; Chordata; Actinopteri; Perciformes; Serranidae. The coding region runs from base 183 to 6089 and encodes 1968 amino acids. The record is from RefSeq and is a predicted model, not a curated record.
CUGAGCAGUGAGAGCAGCGGCUACAGCUGAGGCAGAGAAACACAGAGAGCCGAGCUGAUGUCAUGAUAACAAACAGGCCUGAUCCAGUUUGCUUUAUGUAGGUGGAUACAUUAAAUGGCGAGUGGAUUUCAGUCUGGAAAUCAUUACCAACCUGAAUUUCAUUGACUGUCGCAUGCAAGACCAUGGACAGACUGACUUUAAGAAAUGGAAGAAGAGGACCUGACAGUGGUGCUAAUACUGGCCAAAAUGAAAAUGCUGGUGGAGGCGAAGGGAGCAGAAGAAGAAGACAUCGGGGGGGAAGUCAAGCUGAAAAGGAGGAGACAGAUGGAGGAGGAGGAGGUGUGGGGAUGCGUGGGAGAGGCAAAGGAGGAGCAGACCCAAGAAGAGGGGGUGGUAGAGGUGCAGGAAGAGCAGGCAGGGAGGAGACAGAUUGGGUAGGAGGAGGUGAAGGAGUGCAUGGGGGUGGCAGAGGAAGAGGUGGAGCUGCAGGUUCAGGGAGAGGGAGAGGGGGUGAAAGAGAUGCAGGAAGACAGAGAGGAGGAGCCAGACAGGAAGGAGGAUGGAGGGAGAGAGGCGGAAGGCAAGGUGCAGCUGAACGAGAGGGAGCUAGAGGGGGGAUGGCAGCAAUGGGUGUAAGGAGAGGAGGACAUAGUGUGGACAGAAAUGGAGGGAGAGGGGGUGAGAGAAGAGAUGGUGUGGGAGAAAGAAAAGACAGCCAUGGAGGGAGAUCACAUUCUACAGGUGGAUCAAAGGCACCAAAGGGUAAUGGCCUGGGCUAUAAAACACUGGAAGAACUCUCUGGGAAAGACCCUUCUGUAGUGGCCAUCACCCUGUCAGCUAAACCCGCCCUACAAGAGGUCCUAAGUGAGACAACAAUGAGGCAGGAUCUUGUCGAACUCUUCUGUCUGGUGCUGAGUAAAGCCUUCCAGUCACGAUCAGAUAGAGGCACCCUGCAGCACCUGGCUGGCAUCAUCAAAGAUUCAGGGUUCUUCCGCACCAUCCUGCCCCACUAUCUGGCCGGCAUGGGGACAGAGUUCAACCCCGUCCGCAGGGCAAAAUACCCACAACACCUCGAAAACAUCCUGGCCAUUCUGUCAGAGGUCCUCGGCAUUUUCCCUGCUAGCUCACUCCAGGCUGCAAGUUUGCUACUGACGCUGCUCCAGGCCUCCAUCAACCGCCUGAGAGCAUUAGGAGUGGACAUCCAGCCUCAAACGGAGGAGAGCAUGGAGAGUGUUCAGAACCUGGUCAAACACCUGGAAGAGAGGUCCUGGGAGGGUACUCUGCGCUCGGACAAGGACACCUAUUCCCUCCUAAACCAUGGGCGUGAUAACCCAGGUGAAGAGCAACAAGAUUUCAGGACCAUCCCCAUCUACCCGACUCCUGAGGAGUUCCAUCAGGAACACAGGCCCUUCCUCAGACCCAACCUCACCUCUCAGAGCUACACAAACACCCACCUCUACCUUGACACGCACUUCCGGCUGCUGAGAGAGGACUUUGUGCGGCCACUCCGUGAGGGGAUCCAGCAGUUCCUUUGGAACCAAAUGGACAGGGGAAGGGGUGGUAAUCCGCUGAAGACGAAGCGCUUUGAUGACAUCAGAGUAUAUUUUGAUACCAAACUGGUGGUACCCAAGUGCACGCAUACCGGCCUCGCCUAUGUAGUCCAGUUUGACAGUCAGCCACUGAAGUUUGUGCGCUGGCAGAACUCCAAGAGGCUGAUCUAUGGUUCCCUCGUCUGCCUGUCGUGUGAUAAUUUUGAGAGCUUCUUGUUUGCCACGGUGUCAGAUCGGGAUCCCAACGAACUGGCGAAGGGACGGGUCCAGAUUGCCUUUACUGAAGAAAGCAGAUUCAAGUUGGCCAGGAUUGAGAAAGAUCAGUCAUUCCUGAUGGUCGAGACCACCGCCUACUUUGAGGCCUAUCGGUAUGUUCUAGAGGGCCUACAGGAGCAGAAGGAGGACAACCUGCCCUUUCAGAGGUACAUCGUGGAGUGCAGCACAGAUGUGCGACCCCCAGCUUAUCUGCGAGGAGGAGAUAUGUACAGCCUGUCAUCCGUCGCUACGCCCGACCACAAGCACAGCAUACAGCCCUUUCACUGCCUGGACGCAGAGGCCUGGCCGAGUAUGGAGGAGCUGGGCCUGGAUGACUCUCAGAUGAGAGCCUUCCAGCUGGCCCUCACAAAGGAGCUGACCAUCAUACAGGGACCUCCUGGCACUGGGAAAACCUACGUUGGCCUUAAGAUUGCUCAGGCUCUGUUGACCAAUCAGAAACUUUGGACAGAGAGAUUGGUCACAGCUCCGAUGCUGGUGGUGUGUUACACUAACCAUGCCCUGGAUCAGUUCCUUGAGGGUAUUCACAAGUUUCAGAAAGAGGGAAUAGUGAGAGUCGGAGGCCGCAGCAGCAGCGAGAUCCUGAAGCAUUUCAAUCUGAGGGAGCUGACCCGCUCGCAUGACUUCAGACGCACGCUGCCGUCUCACCUGCGUUUUGCAUAUAGUGAGAUAUACGAAAACCUGCGUCAAGAGGAGGAAAAGAUCCAGAAACAGAGCAUAAGGCUGGAGUGUGCCCUGAAAGGAGUCCUGCGUGAAAGCUUCUUGCAGAGUUUCAUUUCAUCCGAACACUGGGAGAGUCUGCACCUGCCUCCUGAGGGUUUUGAGUUCUGGUACCAGAAGAAGUCCAGUCUGAUGAUGGAGUGGCUGGGUUUGGGUUCCACUGUCUUCCUGCAGAGGGAGACAGAGAAUGCAAAUGGAAAUGAAGCAGCAGAGGAAGCGAUGGCGAUGGAGAUGGAAGACGAGGACGACCUCAUUGAAAUCGCAAUGGAAGCAGAUCUGAUCCAGGCGGAGCGGAUCAUUGAAGACAACAUCGGUCCCAGAGGUGAUAGACAUGACAAGAAGAAAGAAGACAUGCAGGAGGCUGUCAGACAAGUGGAGGAACUGAUGCUGGCUAUGAACCUGGAUCAAGUUGAAAUACAGGCUGAGCAGAGCGAGGAAGGAUGGGAGAUGCAGCGGGACCAGAAGAAAAAGAUGAAGAACAGAAUCAAGAAAGAGCUGGGGAAGAGCACGGCCAUGACUAAAGAAGAGGAAGUCGCAGUCUUGGAUAUCUGGACCCUUAGCCUGCCCAACAGAUGGAGACUCUAUCGGUUGUGGGUGGCACGCUACAGGGCAGAACUUUGCACCAAAGUCCUGGAGUCUGAGCAGGCCUAUCAGAACGCAGUGGACAGAUUGGCUGAUGUGAAACGUCAUGAGGACCUUUGCCUUCUCAGGAAAGCCACGGUUAUUGGCAUGACAACAACAGGGGCAGCCAAGUACCGUAAAGUUCUGCAGAAAGUGCGUCCACCUCUGGUGAUUGUGGAAGAAGCUGCAGAGGUUCUCGAGGCCCACACUGUCACCACAUUGAGCAAAGCAUGCCAACACCUCAUCCUCAUCGGAGACCACCAGCAACUGCGCCCCAGUGCCACAGUGUUCGAGCUUGCUAAGAACUUCAACCUGGAGAUGUCCAUGUUUGAGAGGCUGGUGAAGAUGGGACUUCCUUAUGUCAGACUUGACUACCAGCAUCGUAUGAGACCAGAGAUUGCCCGUCUUCUGACCCCACACAUCUAUGCAGAGCUGGAAAACCAUCCCUCUGUGUUGGACUACGACAACAUCAAGGGCCUCAAUACCAAUUUAUUCUUUGUGGAGCACAGCCACCCAGAGGAAGAGAUCAGAGAUGGGAAAAGCCAUCAGAACCGUCAUGAAGCAAUGUUUGUAGUCGCUCUUUGCCGCUAUCUUCUCCUUCAGGACUACAAACCAGAGCAAAUUACCAUCCUCACGACUUACACCGGCCAGCUGUUUUGUCUACGCAAACUUAUGCCUGCCAGCCAGUUCACAGGGGUCAAAGUGCACGUAGUGGACAAGUACCAGGGUGAAGAGAAUGACAUUGUCUUGUUGUCUCUGGUCCGCAGCAACCUGCAGGGUAAAGUUGGCUUUUUGAACAUUUCCAAUCGUGUCUGUGUGGCCUUGUCUCGUGCCAAGAAAGGUCUCUACUGCAUUGGCAACAGUAAAAUGCUGGGCCAGGUCAAACUUUGGAGCAACAUCUUCCACACCUUGAGGGAGAAAGACCAGGUUGGGAAAGCUCUGACCCUGUGCUGUCAGAAUCAUCCAGAUCGACAGGUACAGGCAUCUUGUGCUGAUGAUUUCAAAGAAGCCCCGGAGGGGGGCUGCACCAAGCCUUGUGAGUUCCGUUUGAAAUGUGGCCAUGUGUGCACAAGAGUCUGCCACCCCUACGACCCUGAGCAUAAAGAGUACCAGUGUCUCAAGAAGUGCCAGAAGAUUUUAUGUGAUCUGGGACACAGGUGCCCACAGUUGUGUCACAAAAAAUGCCCUGAGAAAUGUCCAGAGAAGGUUGAGAAGAUCAUACCCCAGUGUCAGCACACACAGAAGGUUCCCUGCCACCAGGACCCAAUGACAUUUGAAUGCAAGGAGCCUUGCGAGAAGCUGCUUCGCUGUGGACAUCAAUGUGAUUCACUGUGUGGGCAACCAUGCACCACUCAGUGCAAGGUGGAGGUCACUUUAGAACUAGAGUGUGGCCACAGCCAGCAAGAUGCGUGCUUCUACAAAAAUGACAUAAAGAAGCCAAAAUGUAAGACCCCUUGUGCAGAGCAGCUAAAAUGCGGCCAUGCUUGUCACGGUACCUGUAGCCAGUGUCACCAGGGACGGUAUCAUUACCCAUGUUGUCAAAAAUGUGACCGUCUCCUCAUUUGCUCUCACACAUGCAAGGAGCCUUGCACUCGUGAUUGCCCCCCAUGUCGGAGACCAUGCGAGAAUUGCUGCGUGCACAGUAAGUGUAUGAAGCCGUGUGGACAGCCCUGUGAUCCGUGCAUUGAGCCCUGUGCUUGGCAGUGCCCUCACCAAAGCUGCAGCAAGCUCUGCUACGAGCCAUGCGAUCGUCCGCCAUGCACCCAGCCCUGUGCCAAGACCCUGGAUUGCGGCCACCCUUGCAUCGGUCUGUGUGGAGACAAAUGUCCAAACAAAUGUCGCAUCUGUAAUCACGACGAGGUCACAGAGAUUUUCUUCGGCACUGAGGAUGAGCCUGACGCUUACUUCAUUCAGCUAGAAGACUGUGGACACACCUUUGAGUGCACAGGCAUGGACCAGUACAUGGGGAUGGAUGACAACCAGCAGGCAAAUGAAGGAGAGGUGGCCAUAAAACUGAAGGAAUGUCCACAGUGUCGUACUCCAAUACGCAAGAAUCUACGCUAUGGCUCUCAGAUCAACUGCAGUCUGGCUGAGAUAGAGAUGGUAAAGGCGAAGAUAAAUGGACCUCAGGGAGACAUUGAAGAGCACAGGAAGGCCCUUGUAACUCAGUGGAAGGACAACCUUCACCUGUUUGAUAUGAACUACCAAGAUCAAUAUAUGGAAAUCAAUGCCAGACUGGGAAAAUCUCAUCUCACAGCAAAGGAUCUGUGGAUCCAGGAAAACAAGAUGGAUUUCCUAAUAAGAGUGGCAAAGCUGAGGGAGAUCCAAAUGAAAAAAAUGUCAUCCACGCAAAGCUACAGAUUAGGCAAGUGUGUUGAUGAGUUUGUGAGCUGGCUCGGCGACUGGCGCCAAAGAUUCACAGACCAGCAGGUCUUUGAUUUGCAGAGAGAGCUGCAGAGACUCACUCUCCUGACUGAACUCAACGCCCGUUGCCACAUGGCAGACAUAAGAGGACAAAGUGUCAAGAUUCAAUCCGAGGUACAAACAAUAAGAAAGGUUUUGGAAAAGUCUGGUCAGUUCACUGAGCAAGAUCAACACAGAGUGAAAGAGGCCAUGAAGGAACUAGACGACAAGCUUCCAGCCACGGGCUUGGGGAUCACCGAUGAGGAGAGAAAGAUGAUCGUCUCGGCCAUGAAGAUGCCACCUGGACACUGGCACAAAUGUCCCAAUGGGCAUGUCUAUGUUAUAGCAGACUGCGGAGGGGCUAUGGAGAGUCGACGCUGCACUGAAUGUGAAGCUACUAUUGGCGGGGCACAUCACACACUGGCAAGUGGCAACCAAGUUGCCACAGAGAUGGAUGGGGCACUGCACCCUGCUUGGUCUGAAGCCAACAACCUUCUAAACUUUGAUCAACUCCACAUCUGAAAGCCAUCUUAGAGAAGUCUGUCGUUGCCUUCUCAGUCCCAGCUGUUGGGUGCAAAACCUGAGGACAACAGGUCAUGAUUUUACUUCAGUGACCACUUAAAUACUGGACUAGGAGGGAUCUCUUCAAAAAUUACUGAACUCCAGGCCAUAAUCAUCUUGCAUGAUGUUGACUUUUGAAACCCUUCAUUGAAAAUACAGACUUUACUUAUGAUAGCAUUAGUUUGUGGCACUUUUAUUUCAACAAAUAUCCACUUUCUCUUACGAAUUAAUGCCACUAUGUAUUGAUUUUUUUGUUCAUGAAAGUUUUAACAUUUCCUUCGUUAGACAUAGUGGAUUGUAGUUUUGUUUUAAAUAUUGCUUUGCUGCAGAAAGCAUGUAUCAGUGAUGUGUAACAAGUCACAGACAGAUGAUAGUUUUCAAUGCUGACUGAAUUAUCAAAUACUAACUCUUUGUUUUUGUUUUUCAAGACUCCCUGUGCAAGUAGCAGUUGUCCUGUACCUUAACAAUAGGUGGCAGUAAAACACUGUAAAAGAAUACGACUUGGUAGUCACUAUGCUUGCAACUUGUUCAAAUGGAGUAAAAUGUGUUUGAAUUCAUAA